Messenger RNA from Misgurnus anguillicaudatus (oriental weatherfish), 1618 nucleotides. RefSeq names its product growth hormone regulated TBC protein 1a (gene grtp1a). Lineage: Eukaryota; Metazoa; Chordata; Actinopteri; Cypriniformes; Cobitidae. Gene Ontology annotation, molecular function: GTPase activator activity; small GTPase binding. The record is from RefSeq and is a predicted model, not a curated record. Gene Ontology annotation, biological process: regulation of GTPase activity.
UUGUCGCCGUCAGUCAUGUUUGACUCGCGAGUAUUGCGGAGACGCGCGUUUGAAACAGCGGCUGUAAAAGUGUGAUCCGCGUUUAUCUGCGCGUGCAUGUGAGUGUGGCGCGCGCGGCAGGUGGAUCGGGCCCGCGCACUGUCCCGCGGGAGAACAGUUCAAGUGUCCAGCAGAACUUCUGUUGAUCGGAUCGGAUCGGAUCGCUGAUGUGAAUGGAGUCCCGGAGCUUCUGCGGUUCAUUUGUGUAGUGAUGAUGGAUCCGCGGAACGGAGCUCGGUCCGGUCAACCGCAGCUGCGCAUUAACGUCCCCAGCACCGCCAGAGAGAGAGUGGACAGUGUGGAUCCGUACGGGUUCGAGCGCUCCAGUGAGUUUGACUAUGAAUCAUAUGAAGAGCUCAUGUCUGAGUAUUUGUCUGUACUCACUAGAAGAUCAAUCAAAUGGUCAAAACUACUGAAGGGAAAACAACGAGUAGAGCGAAACCUAAAGAUAAAGCGUUACAUACGUAAAGGAGUUCCCAAUGAGCAUCGGACUCUGGUGUGGAUGACGGCUAGCGGUGCUCAGGAGAAGAUGGAGAGAAACUCUGGAUAUUAUCACUCAUUACUUCAGACUCAACAUGAUCCUAAACUAGUGGAGACCAUCAACACGGACCUGCACAGAACAUUCCCAGACAACGUUCACUUCCGUAAAUCAUCCGAUCCGUGUCUACAGAGAGCUCUCUAUCAUGUGCUGUUAGCGUACGGACAUCAUAAUCCAGCUGUGGGUUACUGUCAGGGAAUGAACUUUAUCGCGGGAUAUCUGCUGAUUAUUACUAAAGAUGAAGAGAAAUCCUUCUGGCUGAUGGAAAUACUGCUGGGAAAAAUCCUACCAGAUUACUACACUCCUGCUAUGUUGGGCCUGAAGAUGGAUCAGGAAGUUUUAGGAGAGCUGGUGAGGAUGAAGGUUCCUGCUGUAUGGAAACUCCUGCAGGAUCACGGUGUCAUGUGGACUCUGCUGGUGUCUCGCUGGUUCAUCUGUCUCUUCAUUGACGUUCUGCCCGUGGAGACGGUUCUGCGGAUCUGGGAUUGUCUGUUCUACGAGGGUUCUAAGAUUCUCUUCCGUGUGGCUCUUACUCUGAUCCGACAUCAUCAGGCGGAGAUCCUCCGAGCCCAAAACCUGCCAGACGUCUGUGAUCGCUUCAAACGGAUCACUAAAGGCCCUGAUGUGCAGGACUGUCACACUUUCAUGCAGAAAAUCUUCCUUGAGCCUGGAAGUCUCUCUAUGGCAACCGUCUCUAAGCUCAGAGGAAUUUGCCGAGCUCGGAUUGUGGCUGAAGAAUCCUGACGCUCCGUUUGAUCUUUUCUAAACAUUCCAAUAUCUGUUAGUUUGCACUUAAUUCCUUACAGAAAACACUAAAUCUUAUUUUUUAAAAGCCGAUAAAUGAAUAGUUUAGUGACGGAGACUGAAUGGUAUGAAUGUAUAUUUUCUUACAUUUCCAGACGAGUGAUAAUAUUUUGUAUUUCUAUUGAAUCAGAGAUGCUGUACAGAUGUUAUGACUGUUAUCAUGACAUGAUUGAGAAAUCAAAUCUCAAUAUUUGACCAACAACACUGUGAAAUAAACCCUUGGUUUUUUUCUCAACA